Molecule: messenger RNA, 261 nt
Organism: Coniophora puteana RWD-64-598 SS2
Lineage: Eukaryota; Fungi; Basidiomycota; Agaricomycetes; Boletales; Coniophoraceae
Exons: 1
Source: RefSeq, a predicted model, not a curated record
AUGGCAAACUCCUCCGCCGCUGCCCCGUCCCAUGCUCCGGUGUCCAUGGAGUCGCUACUCGCGAGUUACGCGUCUUCACCCGACCCCACACUCGCUGCCCUCGAACACAUCGUGUCUGAACGCAACACAUUUGCCGGUCACAACUCACAGAUGUGGAAGUUAAUUGAGAAGCAGCGUACCGCAUAUGCACAGGUUCUCAAGGAACUCGAACGGGUCAGGGGCGAGAGGGAUGUGCUCAAGUCUCGGCUGCAAUCAGCCGGU